CUGCACGACACUGAAAGUCAGAUAUUUGAGGCUAUAAAAGAGAAGUCAGAGCAGUGGACAUUACCACCAACGCUGCAGUCAUGGAUAAUCCACAGAGAAGGACAAAUGGAAACAAUGACGCAUCGUCCAAUGAUAUAUUUAAGCAAGGUGGAUCAACCUUUCCAAAGUACCCACGGAUUAUACCGUUCCUGGGAUUGCUGAACGCUGUGCUGUUGAUAACGGCUGUUGUUAUUGGAGUUAACUGUGCCAAAGUCAAAGAGGGCUCUUUGCACAUUUCCAACCCAGCUGUAACACAGCUCUUCAGUGAGCUCGACUAUCUCCGAAGCAACCACAGCGAUGUGAUCGAAGCUGAAGAGGAGGCCAAGAAGGCGUUAGAGAGCGCGAUCAACAACCACAAAGAAGUAAAGGUGAAAAUUGAGCAGAUGAAGACCGUCAAUGAUGGUUAUCAGAAACAGAUGCAAGCACUGCAAAUGGAGAAGGCAAACCUGAAGUCCAAUAUAUCAACUUUAGAGGGAUCUUGCGGCGGAUGCCUCCCUGGUUGGGCUCUUUUCAACUCGUCCUGCUAUUUCUUCUCCUACACCGAGUCCUCUACUGUCAAAAAGAACUGGCAUGAGAGCAGAGAGGACUGUGGUAGUCGUGGAUCUGACCUGGUUGUGAUCGAUAACCAGGAAGAGCAGAAAUAUGUGAGUAACAUGGUCCAAAAUAUGAAAACCACUUCUAAUAUCUGGGAGAAUGGAUUCUGGAUUGGAAUCACUGACAUGGAGAAUGAGGGGACCUGGGUAUGGAUUAAUAAUGUCACAGAGGUAGAACAAAGGUACUGGAUGGAUGGAGAACCGAACAACGCCGGAAAUGUGGGAGAACAUUGUGGGGUGACAGUUCACUCCCCCUUUAAUCCCUGGAAGACCCGUUAUGAUGGAAAGUGUGACUUUCAGCAGCUGCACUGGAUAUGUGAAAUGUAAUUAAAAAAACCUCUUU
Molecule: messenger RNA, 975 nt
Organism: Oreochromis aureus
Lineage: Eukaryota; Metazoa; Chordata; Actinopteri; Cichliformes; Cichlidae
Product: CD209 antigen-like protein D
Exons: 6
Coding region: 81-959 (292 amino acids)
Biological process (GO): biological process involved in interspecies interaction between organisms
Cellular component (GO): external side of plasma membrane
Molecular function (GO): D-mannose binding; fucose binding
Source: RefSeq, a predicted model, not a curated record